GGUAGAACUCAACUCACAGGCAGGACAGAGAGAGAGAGAGAGAGAGAGAGACCCAGUGAAGACCUUUGAAGAUCUCUGAAGAAGUGAAGCUACAACUGAAGAUUUCAGAAGGAGACUAUCACCAUGGCGAUGCUGACCACUCUUCUGCUUCUCAGCGCUCUCGUUGCUCUGGGAGAUGCAAGGGGUAGCAGAGGGGAUCGGCAUGAUCGGCAUGAUCGGUCUGACUCGAAGGAACACAGUUCUCCUCCGAAGUAUCGGCAUGAUCGGUCUGACUCGGAGGAACACAGUUCUCCUCCGAAGUAUCGGCAUGAUCGGUCUGACUCGGAGGAACACAGUUCUCCUCCGAAGUAUCGGCAUGAUCGGUCUGACUCGGAGGAACACAGUUCUCCUUCGAAGUAUCGGCAUGAUCGGUCUGACUCGGAGGAACACAGUUCUCCUCCGAAGUAUCGGCAUGAUCGGUCUGACUCGGAGGAACACAGUUCUCCUCCGAAGUAUCGGCAUGAUCGGUCUGACUCGGAGGAACACAGUUCUCCUCCGAAGUAUCGGCAUGAUCGGUCUGACUCGGAGGAACACAGUUCUCCUUCGAAGUAUCGGCAUGAUCGGUCUGACUCGGAGGAACACAGUUCUCCUCCGAAGUAUCGGCAUGAUCGGUCUGACUCGGAGGAACACAGUUCUCCUCCGAAGUAUCGGCAUGAUCGGUCUGACUCGGAGGAAUACAUUUCUCCUCCGAAAGGGUGUCAUCGCAGAGUCUGCCCACAUGGCUGGCCCAGAUAUAAGACACACUGCUAUCACUACGUCCCCCUCGUGACCACAUGGCCAGAGGCAGAGAGGAAAUGUUUGCUCUUGGGAGGUAAUUUGGCAUCAGUGCACAGCCUUCCCCAGUAUCGUUUCCUUCAGUCUCUCAUCCAAGAGAGUAGAGUUCAGCGCACCUGGAUUGGAGCCUACGAUGCAAUGAAGGAGGGUCUUUGGCUGUGGAGUGACGGGUCCAGGUUUAACUACCAGAACUGGGCCCCGGGGAAACCCUCUAACUACAACCAUGGUUUUGUGAAGGACAUCACGAAUGGCCGGGGGCAUUGCAUGGAGAUGAACUGUGGAGCUUCCCGCCGCCAGAAUGAUGCCCCCUGCUGGUUUAAACUUCCCUUCCUGUGUUCCAGAAAGCUGUGAUGUCCACAUUUUAGGAGAGAAUACAUUGGAGAGGCUCUCAGCAUAUGAAAUUGU
Coregonus clupeaformis (lake whitefish) is the source of this 1218-nucleotide messenger RNA. RefSeq lists its product as uncharacterized. The transcript is spliced from 7 exons. The coding region runs from base 124 to 1164 and encodes 346 amino acids. NCBI's taxonomy places the organism in Eukaryota, Metazoa, Chordata, Actinopteri, Salmoniformes, Salmonidae. Gene Ontology annotation, molecular function: signaling receptor activity. The record is from RefSeq and is a predicted model, not a curated record.